AUGGCUGAAGAAACCCAAACCGCGAUGCCGUCGUCAAUGGGAGGAGAUCAACAUCAUCGAUUUUCUGGUUCUCCUCCUUCAGAUGCAAAGAUUAAGGAUCAAUCCCAGAUGCAGUUUUCUGGUUUCUCUUCUCUGAAUGGAGAUUUUCAGAUGCUUCCAGCUAUGUACACAACAUAUUUCCCAGGUUUUAAUCCUCUUGAACUGAACCAAGGACAAACAAAUCAUGGUCGCGGGCUUUAUGCUGUUACAACGCUUCCAUCUAUGGGGCCUAUUGCUGGGUUAUCACCUAACUAUCUAAUACCGUUCACCUACAAUUUACCUUCUGGAUCGAUUUCUCCGGAGAAUGCAGCAAUGGGCCAGGACCAUGGCCAGCAGCACCCACAGGCACAACAACAGGCACAGCCAUUGCAGCCAGGCCAGCAAAGACAGGUUAGGAGGUUUCAAGUUGCUUUCCAGCUAGACUUGUUGCUUAUUCUGAAGCUGGUGGCUGUCAUUUUCUUGUUUAACCAAGACGGGUCAAGACAAAGGCUCGUUCUUCUUGUGUUUUUAUCCUCAUUAGUUUAUCUGUAUCAAACUGGAGCUCUUGCGCCUUUAAUUCGAUGGCUUUCACAAGGAAUGCAGAGAGCUGCUGCACCACCCAGGCCACCUAGGCCAGAUGUUAGGGCUGAUAAUGUUCCUGCUGUUGAAGGAGUAGGCAAUGAGAACGUUGCUGCUGCAGGUGGUGAAAAUGAGAACCAACCUCCCAAUGGCAAUGGGGUAGUGGAGAACGAGAAUGGCCUGGAACCUGGUCUAGCAGAAGGUGGCAAUCGCUGGUGGGGAAUCGUGAAGGAGAUUCAAAUGAUUGUUUUCGGCUUCAUAACAUCGCUUCUCCCCGGGUUUCACAACAUCGAUUAA
Molecule: messenger RNA, 894 nt
Organism: Oldenlandia corymbosa var. corymbosa
Lineage: Eukaryota; Viridiplantae; Streptophyta; Magnoliopsida; Gentianales; Rubiaceae
Source: the annotation of a GenBank genome assembly